Molecule: messenger RNA, 2319 nt
Organism: Paramecium tetraurelia
Lineage: Eukaryota; Ciliophora; Oligohymenophorea; Peniculida; Parameciidae
Exons: 2
Source: RefSeq, a predicted model, not a curated record
AUGAUUAUUUUAUUGUUAUUUAAUUUGGCUUAAGCAAUCGAUUUAACUACCCUCCAUUUGGAUGCCAAUUAUCUCCAGAAUCAUACAGCUUAGUUCAAAACUCAAUUGCAAUUAGAUCAACAGACAUAGACCAAACCUGCUAUAAACACAAUGCCAGAAGAUCAGUUUUCAGAUCAAACUAGAAUGAACCAAAUUUUGUAUGAAUAAGAAGAACGUGCAGUCUAGAAGACUAUCAAAAUUCACGAUACACCCCCUCCAUCUGCCUAUAGAACCAAAUACGAAGAGAUUCCAGAUGAACAAAAACCUUAAACAAAUGCCAAAUUACCAAGAAAGAAACUUCAAGAAGAGGCUAUGUUAGGAGAACCUAUCUUGGAUGUGAUAUCCAUUGCUCCAAUAGCAUAAAGACACAAGGUGGCUCUUUUGGCAACUCUCAUAUUUGCAUUGUGCGUCUUGAUUCUAAUGAGAGAAAUGUAUUUUAAAUCAUUGCACAGAAUAUAUAGAGAAUACUUAUGGAAAAUAUCACUAGAAACCACUUAUUGUGUGUUUGUCAUUGUUAUCUUCAUUGCCCUUUAUUAUAAUAACUAUUUUGACUUUUGGCUGUUGAAUUAUCAGUAUCAACAAGAGAAGCCCAAGGAAGAUAUUCUACUUAUAGAAAUCAAGGAUUACGAAGAAAACUACAAAUACAACAUAUAUGCUUACCUUCUAAUUGGAGGAUUGGUUGUUAUAUCGAAUUAUCUGAUUCACUUCCUCCAGAUUUUUGUGUUCGAUAAACAAAUGCAAAUCUGGUCAAACCAGGAAAAAAAGUGGUUGAACAAGUAUCAAUUGGUGUAAUUGUAUAAACAACAAAAGAAUGAAUUAAAUCUAAAAAAGGAAUAGCAAUAACAAUUUAAUAGCAAAGAAGUAGAAUAAGAGAUAAUUGAGAUCCAGAAUGUAUUAUUAAAUACAGAAGAAUGUAUGGAUUACUUGUUGAUUAAGUUGUAAUUCACAUCCUAGAUGUCACCAUAUUUGGGUCCAAAUGUUCUGGAUAGUUCCUUUAAUUUAUCGAAUUAUCUUGGCUAUAUAAGUGCUGAUGUCAUUUACUAAAUAUCAGUGUGGGAUACCUAACAAUACAUCAUCUUUACAAUCUAUUUCCUCUUCAUGAUAGUGUUACUCUAUUUCAUUAACAUCAUAAUUGUUAGCAUGCUCUAUUGUUUGAUUUUGUUCAUCAAGAUCAUCAAUCUCAAUUACACCUUGAUCAUGAUAAAAGAGAAAUGUUUAAUCAAAAAAGAAUACGAUAAUCUCUUAGAAGAUGAAUUAUAGGUGGUGCCUCCAUUUAUGGAACCAAUAUUUGAAAAUAUCUUACCUAAACGAUCAGUUGAUAUUCAAACUGACUUGUUUCCAUUUGCAAAUAAACGCUACAUCAGUAUUGUUAUUUCCUCUUUGACUAAGUUGUCUACCACUCUGUUCUUUGUCAUGAAUAUCUACUUCUAUUAUUGGCAACCCUAUGCAUACUAUGUUGUUAUCAUUUGCAAUAUAGUUUGCAUAGCUACCUGCAUUUCCAUCAUCUACAUUAGCAAUAACAUUAUCCAUCAUUACACCAUUGUCCUCAGUUUGUAUAUUAGAAACUAUGAUUUCGCUUACAAUGUCAUUAAAUAACAAAAGCAAUUGCUAAUUUAGGCAAGCAAUCAGUUUUAUGAGUUGCUCAGAUAUAUCAAUAAAAAAUCAUUAUAACACACCUUACAGAAGAACCAUUUGCUUUUAUUGAGACCAGUCAUGGUAGAUAUCAUAGAUCUAUGCAAAAAAUAUUAAAAGAAAGGAAUGCAACAAGCCCAAUAUGAUCCACGAGAAGUUGAAUUGGUUGAUUUGGGAAUUGAGGGGAUAGAUCUGAUCCAUAAAAAACAUCUGAAAACCAUCAUCUAUGCUUUGACUGACAAAUUCUCAGAAUAGGAUCUUGUUUAUAUUGAAAGUUUUUGUUCGGAUGAUAAUGCUGAGUACUUUUCACCCAUGAAGCUUAUCCUCUAUUUGCAUUUACGAUAUCAGGAGGUUAAGAUGAAUAGUAGACAAUUAAUCAGGGAGGUGUUGGAAAAGGUCAUCCCGAUGACAUUUGAUGUUCCUCAAAAAUUGGAGGCUGAAAUACCUGACAAUUAUAUUGAAGAUGGAUUGCAAGGGUAUUUGGACAUUAAUGUUUUGGAUAAUUUUCUUAAAGAAUCUGUUAAAUCCAAUUUUUACAAGGAUGAAUACAGAGUAUUAUUGAUUUAGUAGUUAAACAAAUUGAAAUCCAAAAAGCUAGAUUCAAUUUCAAAUUUUAUUAGUGAUCAAAUCUCAUAACUACCACAAUGA